AGUAGGUCGCGCACACAACUCCCAGGCGUUGAUUCGCCGUUGACGUCCAGCCCAGCGUGACUCGCGCCUCCUUCCCCAUUGGACGCCGGUCGAGCGAGUAGCGCGCCAUUGGUCGACGGGCCAAUCCUUCUUAGGCGCCUCGUUAAAAAAUUAUAUAAACGCUGGCGUCGGUGGCUCGGGACUGAUAGACGGGGAGAAGAGAAGAGACUAGGGAUCGCUGGCUCCGGUGAGGAGCUUCGCAGUCGCGGCGCGAGCCUCGGCGCAUCUCCAGCUCUUCGUCCUCUCGCCCGCGGACUCUCUCACCGAUACCCCCGAUCUCGUGGAACCAGUGCUCCCGCGCGGUCACCUCCUCUCGGUUGACCGACUACUCCCCCUCCUGCUCCCCCACCGACGCCACAUUCAACCCCUACCCUGGCGGCCCCCACCGCUAUCUCACGGAGCUGAACGAUCGCCCACCAGGAGCCACCUCGGCAAUUGGUAGCAAUUGGUGGAGAUUCACUCGCACGUGGAAGGAAGAGGAGAUAGUGCGCGAGGCGGUUAAUCGUCGGUUCGGCGCGAGCGAUCGAUCGGGUGGCUAUUGGAGACGGGAAGUCUCCGGCGAGUCCUUGGGGAUUGGCUAUUCGGGUUGACGGGGUCACAGCCAACGAGUCAAGAUUGAGGUGAUCUACGGUAUGGACGGUGGUCCGUUCGACGACCCGAUCUUCUCGGACUUCGGAGCUCGCGGCGGCACCGGCGUCCACAGCAUCCAGGUUAUGCUCGGCCUGCACGGCAACCACCAUGGGGCCGAGCUCAUGCCGCCGGGCAGCGGACACCUGCAUAAACUCGAUUCGUCGGGCGGCUCACCUACCCAUCACCAGCCACCGCACCAUCAUCUACAGCAGCAACAGCACCAUCAACAUCAGCAACAGCAGCAACAGCAGCAACAGCAGCAGCAGCAGCAGCAGCAGCAGCAGCAGCAACAGCAGCAACAGCAGCAACAGCAAAAGGAUCUAAAGGAGCUUGAGCUCGCAGGAAUGUAUGCGCCCAUGGCGCAAGCGCAGGACGUUACGACGUCGACGGGUGCGGCUUCCACCGCCGGUACCGUCCCUAUGCAGCAGCAGCAGCAACAGCAGCAACAGCAGCAACAGCAACAGCAGCCACAGGGACUGCAGAUCGGUAGCGCUAUGAAGCGUAAGCAGGAUGAUCCUCUCGGUCAGCUGGCGCCAGUGAGUAACGAGGCUCAACCGGCGAAGAAGGAUUCGAAAAAAAAGACUGAGAACAACGGCAUCAAAAAGAAGAAAACCAGAACGACCUUCACGGCUUAUCAGCUAGAGGAGUUAGAGCGGGCGUUCGAACGCGCCCCCUACCCGGACGUCUUCGCCAGGGAGGAACUGGCGCUCAAGCUCGCGCUCUCGGAGUCGCGGGUCCAGGUGUGGUUCCAAAACCGUCGGGCCAAGUGGCGGAAGCGCGAGCCCCCUCGCAAAACUGCCGGUUACAUGGCCACAGGAUCUGCUAGUCCCGGCCUUACAGGUUCUUUCAACACUCUGAACAGCUCGCUGAAUCCGUUCGCCUCGUCGACAACGGGCAGCGCGCCUCCAGAUGCCUGGGCGUAUUCCCCAGCCUACGACCUGGCGCCCCAUCUGAAUCUACUCAGUCCAUCGAACUCGCCCUACUCAACGUCCUUUGGCGGGCCGGGGAAUAACGGCUCCGCAGCUGCGGCCGCCUACUCCUACGCGACGAUGCUACCCCAGCACGACGCCUCGCUCUUCGCCGCACCCGCUGGCAACGCGAUGCGCGUCCACCAGGACUACAUGAACGCGAGCAACAGCCCGCCUCCGAAUCUAUCCAGAGCCGACUACCAGACAAUGGUCACGACGCACUCGCCGCCGACGCAUCUCACCGCCGAAGACGACCAUCAUACGCAGGGGAAAUUAGACUACGUGGGCACUUUGAGUCCUUCGGAUAAAUAUGGUCAGCACGAGGCCAAUGAGUACACGCAGCAGCAGCAGCAGCAGCAGCAGCAGCAGCAGCAGCAACAGCAGCAACAACAACAACAACAACAGCAGCAACAGCAGCAACAGCAGCACCAGGAUCAUAAGAACGAUUACGGGCUGCAUUCGCCGACGAAUGCAAGGCAGGCACUCAAGGAUCAGACGCUGGUGAAAAGCGAGCCGGGGAGUCAACAGAAUUACGUGCAGUUGCCUCCUUUUCUGAACUGACACGAACCCUCGGGUUCAAACUAUCUAGAUUUUACAAUUGAAUCGCCAGCCACUACUUUCUCCCCAUACUGUUAAAUAAGUCGGGACGAAAGUCUUUUUACUUGUUUCCCCUCUCCUCGUUUGUUCCGUUUCUUCCGAAAGUGGAAGCCCGAGUUUGGCGACACGCGACCGACAAAAGUCACACAACUGCGAGACUGUGAAUGGGCUUCGAGUGCGCAGCAAAUCGUUGUUACCGACUGAAUAACGUUGUACACAUUAAAAUUCCA
Molecule: messenger RNA, 2464 nt
Organism: Ceratosolen solmsi marchali
Lineage: Eukaryota; Metazoa; Arthropoda; Insecta; Hymenoptera; Agaonidae
Gene: repo
Product: homeobox domain-containing protein reversed polarity
Exons: 6
Coding region: 672-2198 (508 amino acids)
Biological process (GO): regulation of DNA-templated transcription
Molecular function (GO): sequence-specific double-stranded DNA binding; DNA-binding transcription factor activity, RNA polymerase II-specific
Source: RefSeq, a predicted model, not a curated record